Colius striatus (speckled mousebird) is the source of this 867-nucleotide messenger RNA. It is a transcript of the gene PRSS57, whose product is annotated as serine protease 57. Bases 60 to 857 code for a protein of 265 amino acids. Gene Ontology annotation, molecular function: serine-type endopeptidase activity. The transcript is spliced from 5 exons. Lineage: Eukaryota; Metazoa; Chordata; Aves; Coliiformes; Coliidae. The record is from RefSeq and is a predicted model, not a curated record. Gene Ontology annotation, biological process: proteolysis.
AAGCAGCCCUCACCUUCGAGUGGCCCAGAGGAGGUGACAGCAGCCUGCUCUGCACCAGCAUGGUCAUGGCUGGGCUGUUCAUCCUCAGCCUGGGAGGUUCCAUCCUGCUCCCAGCAGGCACCCAGGGGAACCAGAUCAUCGGGGGCAAGGCGGUGGCGCCCCACAGCCGGCCCUUCGUCGCCUCCAUCCAGAUGGACGGGCAGCACGUCUGUGGGGGCUUCCUGGUGUGGCCCAAGUGGGUGAUGACAGCAGCCCACUGCCUCAUUCCCAGGCGCAGCCCCUCGGUGUGGGUGGUUCUGGGUGCCCACAGGCUGGAGGAACCCGAGGAGUCCCAACAGAUCUUCAGCAUCACGGAGUCCAUCGCCCACCCGCACUACAACCCCCGCUCCGCGGACAACGACAUCCGUCUGCUCCGGCUGAACAGGUCUGCAACGCUGAACAAGUACGUGAAGCGGAUCCGCCUGCCCCCGCCACACGUCGACCUGAAGCCUGGCACUGUCUGCCAUGUGAUGGGCUGGGGGGACACCUCCAGCUACGGCGACCAGCCCACGGAGCUGAUGGAGACUGGCACCACCAUCAUCAAGAGGAGCCUCUGCCGAACCCUGUGGAGGGGCAAAGUGUCCCCCAACAUGCUGUGUGGGGCCAGUCCCAACGCCACGCUGCAGGGUGUCUGUGCGGGUGACUCUGGGGGACCCCUGAUCUUCAAGAGGAAGGUUUAUGGCAUCGUCUCGUUCUCUGGGGAGAGAUGUGGGGACCGUCGGUACCCCGACGUCUACACCAAGAUCUCCAAUUACAUCGCCUGGGUGAAUCACACCGUGCGAGGGCACCACCAGCAGAAGGGGUGGCCAAAGCCCUAACCAGGGCUGG